AUGUCAGCCAAUCAUCGGGCGCAGUCCCACACCAGCCCAUAUGGACUCAAACGAAUCUACCUGCUGAUCUACAACACUGUUUGUGCUGCACUAUGGCUCCAGAUCCUUGUGACUGUGAUCCUCACAUUGGUAUCGUCGCCCGAUGUCUCUGAUGUAUACACAUCUGUUGAACCGUGGACACGAUUCACACAAACUUUGGCUGUUGCAGAGAUCAUCCAUGCGGCAUGCGGAAUAACACGCUCACCUGUUUUUACUACCUUCACUCAAGUGUUUGCUCGCUCAACUCAGGUCUGGGCUGUGAACCAUGCGUUCCCUGAGAUGACUUCCACCUCCCGUGCUUACGGAGCCAUGCUCCUUGCUUGGUCAACCGCAGAUGUCAUUCGGUAUUCAUACUUUGCGACGAUGUUGGCAGGUUUGGAAAACUCCACGGUUUUGAAAUGGCUCAGAUACUCUCUCUUUGUGAUACUCUACCCAGUUGGAAUCGGAAGUGAAUGGUGGUUGAUGUAUAGUUCCACCAAAUUUACUGGCAAUAUCGCAGUUCUGGCAUUGUUUUAUUUUUUCCUGGGGCUAUACGUUCCUGGAUCGGUGAUGAUGUAUAAGUACAUGCUGAAGCAGCGGCGGAAGGUUCUCGCUUGA
Molecule: messenger RNA, 636 nt
Organism: Penicillium subrubescens
Lineage: Eukaryota; Fungi; Ascomycota; Eurotiomycetes; Eurotiales; Aspergillaceae
Product: protein tyrosine phosphatase-like domain-containing protein
Exons: 4
Coding region: 1-636 (211 amino acids)
Biological process (GO): fatty acid elongation; sphingolipid biosynthetic process; very long-chain fatty acid biosynthetic process
Cellular component (GO): endoplasmic reticulum membrane
Molecular function (GO): 3-hydroxyacyl-CoA dehydratase activity
Source: RefSeq, a predicted model, not a curated record